UGCUCCCAGCCUCUGAAAGCGGAGCGGGAGACACUUGCUUUGGGAGACAGGAACCAGAGGACGGAGAGAGAGAGAGAGUGGACGCCGCUCCGGACAGACAAAACAGAUCACUUUCACUCGACCCAUAACAUCACCAACAUGGCUUCAAAGUGUCCAAAGUGUGACAAGACGGUGUAUUUCGCUGAAAAGGUGUCAUCACUGGGGAAAGACUGGCACAAAUUGUGUCUCAAGUGCGACCGCUGCAACAAGCUCCUUAAUGCUGGAGGCCACGCUGAGCACGAUGGAAGGCCCUACUGUCACAAACCGUGCUAUGCUGCCCUCUUUGGGCCGAAAGGUGUGAACAUUGGUGGAGCAGGCUCAUAUGUAUAUGACACUCCAGCUAACAACAACCCGACUAGUGUGGAUUCAGCCCCUAAACCUGAGGAGAAGCGAGUGUACGCACCGAAGGCAGCAUCGAAAGCUGGCAGCAUCACCACCUUUUCUGGAGAGGCCAACCUUUGUCCCCGCUGCAACAAGAAGGUGUAUUUUGCUGAGAAGGUGACAUCACUGGGCAAGGACUGGCAUCGACCCUGUCUGCGCUGUGAGAGGUGCAGCAAGACUCUGUCUGCUGGCAGCCACGCAGAGCAUGACGGCCAGCCCUACUGCCACAAACCCUGCUACGCUGUUCUCUUCGGGCCCAAAGGCGUGAACACUGGUGGUGUGGGCAGCUACAUCUAUGACAAGGAGCCCAGUGCAGUGACCCAGCCUUGAACCUUGUCCCCUUCUCAGCCUCAUCCCUCUUCUCUACACAACACUGACCAUCAACCACAGUAUUAUUUGUUGCCUUUUUGUUCCUCCCUCUCUUCCCCACCUGUGCGUUCACCCCCACCCACACCCCAGCUCCCAGCUGCCCCCGGAUCAGGUGAUUCAAUGGUUACAAAUGCUGCCUAGACGUAUGAUAUAUAUAUUUGCUCUAGGAGAUCCCUCAGCACAACCACAUCCAGCAUUCCCACACGACUGACUCACUAUUCAUGAAAUAAUUUAAAUCAUGUUUACACGUUUAUAAAUGUAUGUCAACACUUUAAAUGUCACUACAGCAAAACAUUAUGGUCUUAUAUUUCAAUUUUGCACCAAGAGAAUAGUGUGAGGAUGUACUGACAUGACAUGAUGUAUGUUAGAGUGAUGGAAAGUGAAUCUCAGGUGUGGAGAGGUGGACUGUGCUGGCAGCCAGAGGAAUUCCACCUCGGAGGCUCCUGCACGCACAGAUGGUGCUCAGGAGGAACACGUUGCCAAUAAAAAAGAAUAAUAAAUAAAUCUGUAUUUUACAAAUGCCAUAUUUACAGUUUGGCUGCCUGACAACAUUCCUUAUGUGAAAAAAAGUGAGAUUUUGUCCAAGCAUAUUGUAUAAAGGUGGGCAAGUGGAUUUCAGAGGCGACUGUUACAUGAUUUUCAACACAUCCAUGAGACUGUAGUAAGACUUUGUACUUUUGAGCGUAUAUUAAUAACCAGUUUUGCAGCAGAAUCUGGAUUAUAUAAAAUAUGUCGUGCUAAUAAAUAACACGAGUAUUUUGUCCCAGUUGUUUUAUAUAACACUAUUUUUAAAACGAGGCACGUGGGUGAAGUUUUGGGAAGGUCGGGCUGUGAUUUGCUAGGGCGAGAAACAUGUAUUUAUUACUGAAAUCAUGUCCUUGAAAUUUCAUUAGCUGUUGUACUACUACUACUACCCUUUAUGGGACUGAUUAUGAAGGAGGUAAAAUGAGGCGAUGUAAGCUGUAUAAUUCUCUACGAUCAAGAUUUUCAUUGUUAUUUUCAAAAUAAAUAACCCUGCUAUUAUUUUCCAAGAGAUGAUGAUGCGCUAUUUGAAGUAUUAUAUAUAUAUUUUUUGCCAUUAGCAGAAACAGUAGCUUAGAGCUUGUAGAAACAGAGACGAGACACUGCAGACAAGUCAUUCUGUAAGAAUGUGCAUUCUAGUAUUAUUGUACGACUGUUACCGCGUUUGUCCAUUACCUGUUCUACAUGGUAGGGCUUUGUUAGACACUGCAGGGCUCACGGUUUGUGGACCUGAAAUGCUGCACUUCAGCCCUGAUGCAUUCAUCUUUUCGAUCCCUCGAAUAAAAUAUUUCAGAAACUCUUCAUCUGUGUUACUAUGAUAAUCGUUUUGACAGAUUAUGAACUCCUUUCUGAUGAUGAAUUGCAAUAAACAAACAUCACGUGGUGUGA
This is a messenger RNA of Lates calcarifer (barramundi perch), 2199 nucleotides long. RefSeq names its product cysteine-rich protein 2 (gene crip2). The transcript is spliced from 8 exons. Lineage: Eukaryota; Metazoa; Chordata; Actinopteri; Centropomidae. The coding region runs from base 139 to 750 and encodes 203 amino acids. The record is from RefSeq and is a predicted model, not a curated record.